GGUUGAACGAUGGGCUGCAUCAAGGGCUGAACCUCCUUCCGGAUAUAAUCAAAGUUAUAUUCAACUACAGGAAGUAUCGAUUCGCCCUGACAGCGGACAUUGAAAAGGCAUUCCAGCAAUUCAAGAUCGCGGAAGAUGACCGUACCUUCCUACGAUUUCUAUGGCCCUCGGGGAUAAGCUCAAACCCCGAAGCAAGAAUCCAGGAAUACUGGGCGAAAAGGCUGAAUUUCGGUCUGGUCUGCUCGCCAUACCUCCAUUGCCAAGGCCUGAGAUGUCACCUGGAAAGCUGCCAACAGAAAUACCCAAGAGACGCGAAGUUCAUCCAGGAAAUCAUGGAAUAUUUCUAUAUGGACGAUGUAACCCUGGGAGGUGAAACAAUCCAGGAAGCAAAAUACAGGAUAAGGAGGACGUUCGAGAUAUUCGAAGAAGGACAUUUCCCCCUCAAGAAAUGGUCUUCGAAUUCCCAACAACUCGGUGAAUUCAUAAAAAGAUAUUCACCGGUCCCGGACCCAAUCGUAACGACGGAUGGAACGAAUGCCAAAUUCCUAGGUAUUCCAUGGAAUCAAAUCACGGACAAAUUAUCCGUUCCAACAACCAAAGCCCUGGCAACACUCACCGCCGGCGAACCAACAAAAAGAAAACUCUUGAAAGGUUUGGCCAUGAUAUUCGAUCCCAUCGGCAUAAUCGCUCCUCUGCUCAUCAACGCGAAAGUCCUACUCCAAUCAACCCGGAAAAAUAAGCUCGGCUGGGACUCUACAUUAAGAGGCGAACAGGCGGAGCGAUAUGAAAAUUUCAUCAGAUUAUUAGAGGGAGCAAACCAACUAUAAAUCCCUCGACACAUGUUCAGACCGUCCACCGAUGCCACGAUACGCUCUCUCCACAUAUUCUGCGACGCAUCUCUCUCAGCGUACGGAUGUGUCGCGUACCUAAGAGAACAACCGAAAGUCGGAGAUCCACACAUCUCAUUCAUCUUGGCAAGAGCGAGAGUAGCGCCAGUCAAGGCGAUGACAAUCCACCGCCUCGAAUUACUGGCGGCUCUCAUCGGAGCAAAGAUGUCUAAAUCCAUCGUCAACUUCUCGAGCUCGGCUCAUAUCCAGACACAUUUCUAUUCCGACAAUUCGAGCGUGAUCGGCUGGAUUCGCUCGAAGCCAGAGAAAUUCAAGCCGUUCGUCGCGAAUAGAGUGAGACGGAUACAAAGUCUAGUGAAUCAUGCCCACUUCAACUACGUUAGGAGCCUAGAGAAUCCCGCCGACAUAAUAUCACGGGGAUACGACAUAGCAGACCUCAAAGCGCGGGAGCUAUGGUUCUCAGGACCUACGUGGUUGAAGCUACGAGACCAUGAGCUCCAGCACAAAAUACGGAGCGAAAACGCAUCACUGUCUCCGAAAAACAAUGGCACAGACGGCGAAUGCCGACCGAACAUCGCGGCGACAUACUUCAAGGAGGAAUUACGCACGCGGUGCGAAAACCUGAAAAAGUCGAGCGUCCUUUUCAAAUAUUCUCCUAGAAUAAAUAAUCAAAAUCUGAUUACGAGCAAAGCAAGACUCGUCGCGGCGACCGACCUCACUUCAGAACAGGUCGAACCAAUCAUCCUCCCAUACAACUGCGAACUAUCGUUCCUCAUACUCAGGGAUAUUCACGAAAACGAUUGUCUACAUACGGGAGGAGUGAAUGCUAUCUUGCACAGCCUCCGGAAACACGCUCGGCGAGCAGCCAGAAGAACAAUACAGAAUUGCCAAGUAUGCAAAAUCUUCCACGGCAAAGCCGCACAAUUUCCGACAGCGGACCUACCGAGAUUUCGCAUAGAAAGAUCACCUCCGUUCUUCCACACAGGCUGUGACUUCUGCGGGCCGGUGAGAUACAGGAAAGAAUCCGGAGAGAUAGCAAAGGGAUACAUAUUACUGCUAACUUGCGCGGUUACGAGAGCAGUCUGUCUUCAACUGACCACCAAUCUCUCAACCGCGGAAGUACUCGGAGCCCUCCAAAAGUUCGUCAACAGAUACCCCAACGUCAAACACAUAAUCAGCGACAACGGUGCAUCGUUUGUGCGAGCAGCCAAUGAGCUCGAACUCCUAUGCGAACACAUAAGGGACGGAGAGGUCAAGAGAUGGUUAGGAGAAUCAUUCAUCGAGUGGACAUUCACACCACCAGCGAGCCCUUGGUUCGGGGGUUUCUUCGAGAGACAAGUACAGACGGUGAAAAGACCUCUCAGAAAGAUCCUCGGGACGAACAUCCCUCAUUUCCGAGACCUGGAAGUAAUACUCUCGGGGAAAGAAGCUAUGGUCAAUCGCAGACCGAUUACCAUGGUCGCCACGGGCACAGACGACUCAGAGGCACUGAGCCCAUCCGAUCUUCUACAUGGUUACAAGAGUACGACGGUAUUUCCCCAACACUCUCUCAAACCGCUGAGAGCGGAAGAUACAGACAAAAUAAUCUUCUCCAGACGCUGGGCAUACCAACAAAAAAUCUUGAACUCCUAUUGGAAAAGAUUCCAGCAAGAAUACCUGCAGUAUCUCCGAACGGCCCACAACCGUCUUCCAAUCGAGUCACGACCCCUGAAAAUAGGAGAUAUCUGCCUCGUGGAGGAUACAAUCAACAAUCGAGCAAUGUGGCCGCUCUGUCGAGUCAUAGCUUUCCCGGAAAACACCACACCGGAGAACGCACGUUCCUGCACCAUCAAGACCGCUAAAGGACAAACUUUCGUCAGACCCAUCAAGAAAUUAUACCCUAUUGUAUCCCAACCCUGGAGCUAG
Molecule: messenger RNA, 2753 nt
Organism: Galendromus occidentalis (western predatory mite)
Lineage: Eukaryota; Metazoa; Arthropoda; Arachnida; Mesostigmata; Phytoseiidae
Exons: 2
Biological process (GO): DNA integration
Molecular function (GO): nucleic acid binding
Source: RefSeq, a predicted model, not a curated record